This is a messenger RNA of Theileria annulata, 2424 nucleotides long. RefSeq lists its product as uncharacterized. Bases 1 to 2424 code for a protein of 807 amino acids. Lineage: Eukaryota; Apicomplexa; Aconoidasida; Piroplasmida; Theileriidae. The transcript has 2 exons. The record is from RefSeq and is a predicted model, not a curated record. Gene Ontology annotation, molecular function: DNA binding.
AUGGACGAAGAAGAAUUUUAUGAAAAUCUAAAGAAUUUUCAUGGUCCUGAGAAGUAUUUCGAAUUGACCCAGACGAACCCGUUUCCCACCAAAGUUAACCUUUUCCGCUUCUAUCAAUCCAUUAGACGUUCCGGAGACUCAAUUGAAUCAGCAAUAACAACACGUUGGCAUGAUAUUUGCUCCGAGAUCGGUGUAACAAACCCAUCGGACACCGUAACACCAGAAGAGGCCCAUAAAGCCUCAAGUUACUUCUGUGAUCUCUUCCUAGACUUCCAUUAUCCAAACCACUCUUCAACCCAUGUCAAAGAAAUCAAUGAAAAAAACAAACCGACAACUCCAUCCGAAUAUAUUAAUAAAAAUAGUGAUAGUAAUGAUGGAAUAAAAUAUCAAAAAGUUGAUUGGACGGUUGAACAUUCAGUAAACCAAUACAGAGGCUCAAAAUUAAUACCCACCAACACUAGCAACGCCACUAAUGCCGCAAAUACUAUCCAUAACACAAUCCAAAAUGUGUUUUCAGAUAAGAAUAAUAGUGAUGAGAUGAGUAGUGUAAUUGAUGACGAUUGGAAAUUACCAUUCUAUCAAAAUGUGCCAUCGGCAUAUAAAAUGAGAUCGAAAAUGGAUCCCACAACUAAAUUACUGGAAGAAUCUGAAUAUAGUGAAAGUGAAGAAGACGAGGAGCUCUUGUACGAUAUAAUAUAUGAGAUCUCAAAGUAUAUAAUCGGGAGAAUAGAACUCGAGUAUAGUCUUAAGAUACUCUUGAAGACUCUAAUUAUAAGUAAUUUGCCAGACAUUCCAAACCUCAUUAGUACUCUGUCCUUAAUCAACUACCAGUACCUUAACCAACUGACCAAAUCACAUCAACCACAAGAAACCAGACCAACCAGAAGAAUUGUGAUUCUAGUAAAUAAUAUCCUAAUAUUAAUUGUGAGAAAUUCGUUUAUCAACUACGAAAACUCGUCAGCUGGUGACACUCUUGAUAGUGCAAUAGAUGACAAACUGACACUAUACGACCAAGCCACAGUCGCCCUAAAGUCACUUCAACACUCUACUAUUAUUCUUUUCAAACUACUAUCGACCGGAAAUAAUUUAGGGUUUAAUCAUGUGGAUAGUGGAUUGGUGAAUGAUAACUUUAAGUUGUCAGAUACCCUUAACAACAUAUUACUACUCAUAAAAUACCUAAUUGUCAUCUCAACUUCCCAAUGGCAAUUUGAUUUACUACAUCUCUUCAUUAAUCAAGUCUUAUCAUCUUUAAUCAGUGCCACAAAUACUAAGGAUCCAGUGGAUAGUGAGGGAGCUAAUACUAGGGAUAAUAGGGAUAAUAGGGAUGGUAUUGGUGCUACUGAAGAUCUGGUAAAUGAGUGUGUAUUAGAAAGUUUGGAAGUGUUUUUUAAAGGAUGUAAUGAGAUGUGUAAGAAGUUGAAGAGCCAAUUUUCUUUUAAGACUGUUUUGGAUUUGUACACUUUGUCAGUUAGGAUCCUGAAGUGCGAAGGCGUUGGCAACUCUCUAAAGAGGGAAAUUUUCGAACUUUUACUUACAUUCCACACCUACUUCCACUUCUCAAAUCGUCACAUGCAUGAUAAUAUGCGAUUCAUUCUGAAACUCUUCAUACACACUCUAAUCAACUCCACCCAUAAUACUAUUCCUAUUACUAAAGUCACUGAUACUACUGUACUUAACCAUCUUAAUACUGUAAAUACCAAUACUCUUGACAAUAAUGCAGUCGACGAUAAUACAGUUGAUGAAGUUAAUAAUAAUGUAGAGAAUGAUGUAAUAGAUUCAUCAUUGUAUAAUAAAGAGGAAAUAGAUAAGUUCAAUCCUAAUUUUAAGAGAAGAAAAAUAAGUAGUGAAGUAAAUCAUACCAAUACUACACCUACUACUAAGGAUACUACUAACACUAGUAAACACUUAAUUAACACUGUUGAAAUGGAAAAUGAUACUAAUGUUAAUAAUGCCACCAUGAGUAAUGAGGAAGUGGAAGAUGUAGAUAAUGAUGAUUUGGAUGACGGAGAAACACUGGACACUGUGUAUUGUAAUGAAAGUGUUGGAAAAGAACAACUAACAUUAGAAGACUCAAUUUCAUUUUUACAAUUUUAUUAUAAAACUGUUUUUGGCAUAUUCGCCAAUCAAUCUACAACAUCAACAACACAACAUACAAAUAAUACCAAAGAUAUUGAUUUGGAUGGAAAUAACGGCAGUGAAAUGAUGAAUGAAAUAAUAUGUAAAUGUAUAGAGAAGUUGUUGGAAUAUCCAUUCUGUGCAGAAAUCCUGGAGAAGAAUUACGAUAAAUUGCUAGAAUGCGCAUUUAAAGAGCGUUCAAAGCCUUUGUGGAGCUUAAUCCACAACUUAAUGUCCAAAUGUAGUCACUUCAAACUCAACUGCAGCGAGACCAACUAUUACAUUACACAUUUUAAACAAAUUCUCUAA